UCUUGUAAAGAGAAACCUGUUAGUUGGAAAAGUUCUAUGGGGAAUUCUUAACUGAAUCCAUUUUAGUUGGUUAUCAGAUGUUGUCUUAUGGCAUUUGUUAAAUACAAGUUUCCAUGUAGGUAGAGUCCCAAUUUACAAUUCCACUAGGCGAGGAGUCAGAAUUUCCAAGCAUUAAUUGUACCGAUUUAUUCCCCUUACAAAUUAUCUCCCAUACCUUUUCUUUUCUUUCAUCAGUUCCUUUAAUGUUUUUUAAUAUGUAAUUUAUUUUGAAAUUGUUUAAUUGCAUUUAGAACUCCUGUGAACUGUAGAAAGUUAGUGGUCAAGUUAGGGAAUUUUAGCUGAAACUCCUAGUAUGUGAAAUAGUCACCAUUUUCUUUAAGUAAAUGUCUAACUUUAUAGAUAUCUUCUCUAAGCCAAUCACUAAAGUAAAUUGUGUGGUUCCCUAUAACAAUGUUUAUGUUGUAGAAGAGACGUUCUACAUUAAAUUCAUCAAUAGUUGUGGGUGUACAGUUUACAUCUAAUCUUUUAAAAUGUUUCAAAACAUCAUGCCAAAAAGGGUUGUGUAUUCUAUUAAUUAAUGAAUUCACAAAUUCACUACCUAGAGAAUGUAGUUUAUCAAGUUCAGGGUACAAGUAUAGUGUGGGUUCCUUUAGUACUGCCUUGUUGUAGAAAAGUCUCUUUAGCCAACUGAUUUUCAUUGCAGGUAGGAAGUAAUAAAUAUUAACCAUUUCCAAACCACCUUUUAUGUAAGGUUGACAUAUCCCUUUCUUACUGAUUUUAGCCUGCUUUCCAGUCCAUAGAAAAUUAAAAAAUGUCUGUUCAAUUUCUUUCAAAAAUGUGCCCUCAGGGUCAGGUAGGUUAUGGAAUAGGUAAGUUAAUUUUGACAUGGCUAAGGUUUUUAAAACUGUUCUUUUCCCAAAUGGGGUAAGCUGAUGCUUGCUCCAUCAGCAAAGUAAUUUUUUUAAUUUCAAUUAGUUUAUCAUCAUAGUUUAAGCUUACAAUACGGUCCACAUCCACCGAGAAAAUUUAAAAAUUCCUGGAUCCCAACAGAAAUUCAUAUCACGCACAAAUCUUAUACCGCAGUUUCUUUUUUUUUUUACUGCCUAUCCAUAUAGCUUGGUUUUCCUCAUAAUUUAUUUUAAGAGCUGACAUCUUUGCAAAGACAGUGAGAAUUUUAACACUUUCUGUAAACGAUACAGUAGGGAAUGACUAAAAUCCACCAAGAAAAGCACAACAUUGCUGACACUGGACUUAGAAUAAGGAAAAGUAAUUCUACCAGAUAUCAGUUUCUUUAGAUUCCCUCAACGGUCUUUACUCUCAACGUAAAAACUUUCAUUAAUAUUGACUCCUUUACGCCACAUUAAGAAGUCAUAUCUGUCCCAUAAUACUCACAUAAAGCCAUCUGUAAUCAAAGAGUCAGAUGAGAGUUAAUUUAAGGCCCUUUCAGACAUUUAUCAGUGUCAAUAACCAGUUUGCUGUUAAAUGCAUUAAAAUUAGAAAAGUAUAUAGUUGCCUUUCUGAAUUAAUGAUAAUCUAACCUAGAUAGUCCCAGUACUAAUCAGUUUAUGGACCUGCAAUAACAUCAGAUGAUAAGAUCGUUUACUGAAUAGCUGGGUGCAACUUAUUUCACAAGAUUGCAUAAAGCUUAAUGAAAGGUAUUAUUUCCCAAUAACUGGGUAAAUAUUCUCCCUUCUCGAAAUACACGUCUAGAAACAUCACCAUGCACAGAAGGAGGUUCACAAUCGUGAUGUGACGUGACGUUCGUACACAGACACGCCUAAUUACAUAAUGCACCAGCUCAAGUGGUUGGGGCCUUUACAGCUAAGCCUUUCUGAAUACAAUCGUGACGUACGUCUGUGGUGUUCAGCUGCUUCUUUUAGUCUGAUUUCAGCUAUACCCAGUCAUUGGGAAAAUAUAUUCCGCUAAUCUUUUAAGCGAAAAUUAUUUUUUGAUCUCCAAUGUUUGGCGAUGAGAGAGAGAGAUAGUUAAUAAACUCAUACUUUUUUGGAUGCUUUCAGGGGGUGCUGGUUAAUAAUAAAAAUGCCUAUAAAUCGUUUUUUCCUGACAGCAUGUAAAUGAUAAGGCAGCUGCAAGCUUUUUGCAAUCAAGUCUGUCAGACAUGCACGAUAAGCUGAAUUGGCUGCUGAAAUUCAUGUUAUCAUCACUCGUAUCCAAUAAAAUCUAAAGUAAAAAAAAAAAAGGUACUAGAUUAACACAAAAUUGAUGCGCAAGCUUUGCAUUAACAUGGUUGGGACGUGAGUCGCUCAUUCAAAUACAUACUAUUUUCCUCUCGCUGGGACAUGAUUUGUUCAAAAAUUCGAAGCCUGGUAGAUUUUCGUUCAGUAUUACCUGGUACUUUUUACAACGCCGGCAAAUGGCUGUAGUUUCCACAACUUUUGCAGUACUUUUUUUCUUUCGAGCUUGUGGGUUUUUUUUUUUCUUUUUGCUUCAGUAAAGACAAAAAAGAGUGCGCUAAUGACUACACUCGUCUUUUCGGUUCGAAAAGGUCAGUUGAUUGCCUAUUAGUACUCCCCUUUGAUCUCCACCAGUAAACUGUGCCUAAGAGACAAAUUGCUGAAGCACAAAUUUAUCAGGUGAAACAAGAUGAAUUUGGCUGUUCCUUUCGGAACGGAAAUGCUGAAACGUUCGCAUUAACAUAACAAUUAUUUUAGAUGAGGCAAGAGGGGUGGGUAAGGGAAUUGAUGUUUGACACCAAGUCUGCAACUAAGCCUUUAUCGCAAGAAAGCAGCCAGCCACGUAAACAGGUGCUCCAUGCAGAGAAAGAAUAGGAUGCCCAAGACAACAUUUAAAUCUAUGACAGUCAAUCUUUACUGUAAUUUUAAAACGCGAUGGCGUUCUACUGUUCCUCUUUUCCCUUCUUUAUAUAUAAAUAACAGUUGCCAAUUUCUCGUAGUUUUUACAUAUAUAUAAUUUUUAUCAUUAUUGUCUCUCGUCUUCUACUUCGCGGUUGGGGAUUGGGGUAAAGGGGACGGGUAUUUGUAGCAUUACAAGACUUGAAGAGAGUAGAGAUUAGGACUAUGACUGACAGGAAGGAAGAUUAACCUGUCACCAGCCCUCACAUACCGCAAGGAGGCCUGAAGUCGGUGAAGCAGGAAAAGGGAUGGUGGAGGUGUUGGGGCAAUCAAUCGUCCAAACAGUUUAGGCAUGUCAAAGGUCGAGCCACACAGCAAAUUAUUUCAUAUUGAUUGUGAUUAGGUCAGUGCGACGGACGGGGAAAGUAGAGGGGUGGAGGAGGAUGAAGCCAGAAUUAGGUGGCAUCACUGGUGUUAGAGGGUGGUGGAGAGGAGAAAGGCGUGGAUGGAGGGAGCCACUUCUAGAGACGGGAACCUUCAUUGGACGUUUGCCGCCAUGUUUGGUCUGCGCUAACCGAGAGGAGGGGGGAGUUGAGACGUGCCAACCGAAUGUGCGCUGAUAUCUUCCCACCCCUCUCUUUUCCUCUCCUUCCUUCUUUGUCGCCAGUUCACCAGUCGCUUUCUUGCUUAUGGCUCCUGUCUGUUUCUCCCCCACCCUACUCCUGCUUUUGUUCUCUUGCAGACGCCCCCCCCUUUCCUCUCCCUCCCUUCGCAAGUCUUUCGCUGUCUGUGAACUCUACCUUGGCAAUUCCACGCUCGCCGUCGCAGCGAUUUUCCCUGGGUCGCGCGGUAGGGACAGCCUCGUCUAUGAAAAGGAUGAGAAGUGCGCGGUCACAAGGUGUAGACGACAGCUUUCACGUGCGCAUCCUCAUGCGACCGCACGACCGUCCAUCCGUCCAUCCUUCGUGAACCUGCAUCCCUUUCUUUUCUGCCCCUCUGUGCAUGCUCCUAGGCGGUUCGUCGAAUUUGGUCCUCAUUUUUUUCUUGCGGGGGUCUUCGCGACUACAGCGUGACUACUAAGGAGAAGGACUCUUGGAGAUUGCCUCGGCUCGGCCCAGGCGGUUGUAAUGGCUUUACGCGCGCAUCGUUAGGUGUCUUUCUGAACCAGGUUUGCGGCAUUGGAAUCCAAUUACCUGCAGCACAAUGCGCACUGUUCCGUUUCCAAUUUCCAGCCCAAAGCGAUUCUUUGCCGGAAAUUUCAGACAAUUAAAUUAGUGUCUCAAGGAAGGCAGAAGGUCCAGCAAAGAACCCGAAUUCGGUACCUGGCUACUGGGAAUAGUACAGCGCCCCGUGAUUGAUGUUGUUGUGGAUCAAUCCACGUACAUUACACUCGGGGUGAAAGGAUACUCAACACUUGAUCCAAUAGGAAGAUUGUUUUCGUCUAGAAUCUGUAGCGGAUACUAGCGAAAAACCUACAAUCAUCCACAAAAAGACGCCUUUGACAUCGUGAAGUCCUCGUGUGUUACUCCAGGUCGGGUGAGGCAGUUGUUCGCAGGACCCUCGGUGGGCAGGUCACAGCUUUGCGUCAUGGACGUCUCGGAAGGAAGCUGUCACAGCGGUGACGAGCUGUCGUCUACCCGAGACGAGUCUUGUUACACACUCUCGCAUUCCACUACCUCGUCUCUAGCUGCCAAGGACAUCAUUAUCAUUUCUCUCUCAGAACUCAAGGAUAGCUACUGCACCUCCAGAACCGCGUGCACCGAAGAAAAUGAACUGCUGAGCGCCAACUCGAUAAAGAUGACGGACGCACCUUUUGGCCGUUCGGACUCAGAGGAUGACAUCAUCGAGGACUACGACGACGUGGUGAACAUCAAGGGUGCGUGCUGUAAAGAUCGCACGCCGCUGGAGCGCGGACUCCUCAUCCUCAUUGCCGCUCUCUUCCUCGUCAUCGUCGGCCUUGCAGUCGGCCUCACCCGCCCAAAGCUGAUCCCACAGGAAGAUUACUGCAGGUCACCACAGUGCGUGCAGGCAGCCAGCUCCAUCAUGGAGGCCAUGAACCCCAGCAUGGAUCCUUGCGAGGACUUCUUUGAAUAUGCCUGCGGAGGAUGGGUCCGAAAUAACCCGAUACCCAAAGGUUACAACAAGUGGGACAGGGUGCAGGAACUUUCAGGCCAGAACUUAUAUGUUCUAAAAACUCUCAUAGAGUCUGAGAAGUCCCAGAAGGGGGAGGCAGAGUUGAAGGUGCGGAGGUUCUAUCGAAGUUGCAUGGCUGACGGCGCGGACUCGCAGGAGGCGAACCUGGCCAGUCUGCGCGCCCUCGCUCGUGAGGCAUACGACUGGUCCAUCUCGCGUGACGUCAACGCCAGCACGUGGUUCUUCAACACGGCCUUGGAGAGGAUCCACAGGCUGGGCGCUUGGCCGUUCUUCCGGGUCACAGUUGACGUUGACGAACGGAACCCGACGUCCCGGUAUAUUUUGAAGCUGGACAUCGGAGAGACGGUGCUGCCGCACGACGUAUACCCGCCCUCACCAGCCACAUCGUCAUCUGCAUCACACAAACCUUCCCAUUCGCAGUCAGACGGCAGCAUCAACCAGGACGACAAGCAGUUUGACCAGUCGUCUGCCAACCAGCCCUUGGACGCAGCAUCUUUCACCUCUGCCACCACCACCACGACCUCCUCACUACCAGCAGUGGUAGCUCAACCACCUCCGGCUCUUCGGUGGUCAGGCGCCUCUUUUUGGACGAGACCGUCCACAUUCUCCAGGCCAUGGGCUUCAGCAGCAGCGCCGCCUACAGUCGGGCAGAGCAACUGCUAGAGCUGGAGAGGAGAAUCGCCGCUGCGGCGGAAGGACGGGCUGAGAGCUACGAUCGACGACGCCUGUUCAACCCGGUCCCCAUCAGCAAAAUGGACAGACUGUAUGGCUUGUUACCCUGGGUACAGUACUUCAUGACUCUAGGAUUUGAUGUGACAAGCGAUGACG
Pomacea canaliculata is the source of this 5795-nucleotide messenger RNA. Its product is annotated as endothelin-converting enzyme 1-like. The coding region runs from base 4401 to 5630 and encodes 409 amino acids. Gene Ontology annotation, biological process: protein processing. The record is from RefSeq and is a predicted model, not a curated record. The transcript has 9 exons. Gene Ontology annotation, cellular component: plasma membrane. Gene Ontology annotation, molecular function: metalloendopeptidase activity. Lineage: Eukaryota; Metazoa; Mollusca; Gastropoda; Architaenioglossa; Ampullariidae.